UGCACAGGACCUAAUCAUAUGUUUAGGUCCUGUGCAAGUAGCUCAUAUAAAAAUAUAAGACAUAGGAAUGGGAAUACUAACAAUGAGGAUAACUUCUACAGCUUUUGUACUUCUCAUCCAAACAUUUGUCUGUUUGGCUUCAAAUGAUUCCCAAUUUCAACUAAUUAACAGGGCCACUGGUUUUUGUUUGGUAAAAUUAAAUAACCACUGCAAUGACAUUCGCUGGACAUCUGGGGAUCGACUUUUGGUUCAGAAUAAGAACAAGUGCCUGGGUGUUCAGGGAAAAACUGUGGGCAGUGAAGUAAACCUGUAUGAUUGUGAUGAAACCAGUGAGCUCCAAAAGUGGGAAUGCAAGAAUGAAACUGUGAUCGCUCUCAAAGGCCAAGAACUUUACAUUGACCUCACUGCCGAUAACACAGCCGUGCUCUCAAAUAAAGUUGUGCCCAGUAGCCACCUUACAAUUUCUGGGACUUCCAGCGGUGCUUGCACAAGAACAUAUACAGAACUUUACACCAUUGAAGGAAAUGCAGCUGGGAGGCCGUGCAUGUUUCCUUUCUUUUACAAAAGCAAUUGGUAUUCGGAGUGCACUGCAUUUGACUCUCCAGGGAACCGUAAAUGGUGUGCAGUUGAAACAAAAUAUGAUCAUGAACUCUGGGGUUACUGCCCAACUAACUCCAAAGAAACUUGGAACAAAGACCCUACAACAGGAGCAUCUUAUCAGCUGAACACACAGUCAGCGCUGACCUGGGAUCAGGCUGAUGCCAGCUGCAAACAGCAGAGUGCCUCCCUGCUCAGUAUCAGCAAUCCUCAUGAGCAGGCUUAUAUUUCAGCACUAUUAGGGGCAAAUUGGGGACAGGAGUACAAGCUCUGGGUUGGACUGAGCUUCCAGGAUUUAGAUUAUGUGUGGAAGUGGUCUAAUGGGAAUCCUUAUGCAUAUCUGAAUUGGGAUUCAGGACAUCCAGUUUCUAAUCCAGGAUAUAAGUGUGGAAUUAUUGAUGGCGCUGUUCAGUUUUCUUGGCAAAGUUCAAAAUGUAACAAGAAACUGGGAUACAUCUGCUACAGUGAAGGACCUUUGGAUGCACCUACUGAAGCUCCCGAGAGUGGAUUUUGUACAGCACCCUGGAUCCCCUACAAUGGCCACUGCUUUUACCUUUAUCGUAAUGAAACAAAAAAAUGGUCUGAUGCUCAGAAAGCUUGCCGUAAAGAAGGAGGAGACCUAGUAACCAUUCGUAAUGUGGAGGACCAAAGCUUCAUCAUCUCUCAACUUGGAUAUGCAUCCACUGAUGAACUCUGGAUUGGACUAAAUGACAGGAAGAGAGAGAGGCUGUUUGUCUGGAGUGAUCAUUCUCCUGUGAGUUACACUAGCUGGGACUCUCGGGAACCAACUGUCACCUCUGAACAAGAAGACUGUGUUCUGAUCAGAGGGGAGAAUGGAAACUGGGCUGACCGUGUGUGUGACGAGAAACAUGGCUUUAUCUGCAUGAAGACAAGUGACUCUGAACCCUCUGGAGAUGAAGUGGAGCUGAACGCAGGCUGCAAAACUGGUUGGAAAAGACAUGGAUCCUACUGCUACUUUGUAGGGACUGAGACAAAGACGUUUCAUGAAGCCAAUGAUGACUGCAAGAGCUCAAACUCUUAUUUAGCUGACGUUUCAACUGGGGUGGAUAAUACUUUCCUUGUAAGCUUGGUGGGGCUGAGGCCAGAGAAACACUUCUGGAUAGGUCUCUCAAACCUGAAAAACAGAGAAUAUUUUAUGUGGACCAACAAUGCCUACGCGAGAUAUACUCACUGGAACACUCAUAUGCCAGGUAACGUGCAGGGUUGUGUUGCUAUGGCAACUGGGCAUUCUGCUGGCCUUUGGGAUGUGUUGCCCUGUACCAAUAAGGAAAAAUACAUCUGCAAACACCUGGCAGAAGGGGCAGCUUUAACCCCAGCUCCACCAACCACUGCCACACCUAACUGCACAGAUGGAUGGAUUAAGAUGCAAUCCAGAGGCAUCUGUUAUAAGAUCUUUCCAGAGGCUUCAGAAAAGAGAAAGACCUGGUACGAGGCUAGAGAUUACUGCAGAGCCAUUGGAGGAGACCUAGUCAGCAUUCACAGCGGUGCUGAUUUACUACGGACAUACAAUAACAUCUACAAUCAUUGGCCUAAUCAAUACUGGAUUGGACUUAGUGCUCCUGACCCAGACACAGGUUAUGUAUGGAGUGAUAGAUCCCCGGUAAACUUCCAAGACUGGAAAGAUGGAGAACCAAACAAUAAAAAUAACGCUGAAUUGUGUGUUGAAGUAGAACGCGUGUAUUGGGAUAACAUUUUGCUUUGGAGUGAUGUGCCCUGUGAGAAGUACAAUAACUGGAUUUGUCAGAUCCACGCAGGAGUCACCCCAAAGCCGGCUCCAGACCCUGUCACCCCUGAGUAUAACACGACCUCUGAUGGGUGGCUAGAAUGGAAUGGGGCUCAGUAUUACAUUAACGAAAAGGCAAUGGCCAUGGAGGACGCUCGUACGUUCUGCAGACAGAGGCAUGGUGACCUGGUAUCUAUCAACAGUGAAGCAGAAAGGAUAUUUUUAUGGAAACAGAUUUCAACAGGUUAUCAGAAUUCUUGGAUUGGCCUAUCUGUAGAUCUUGAUGGAACAUUUCAGUGGAUGGAUGGUUCUCAAGUGGUGUUUCAAAGGUGGGAUGAAAAUCAACCUGAAUUCAAGAACUUUGAUGAAAACUGUGCUGUCAUGACACAUCAUAAUGCAGGAUUCUGGCAUGACUCCAACUGUGGGCUAGAGUAUAUGUCCUUUUGUAAGCGCAGCAGCUCAACACCCACAAACACCACUGCUGCAGUGCCUACAGUGUCCCCAAAAGGUGGAUGUCCACCCCCUUGGAAAAAAUUUAACUCUAAGUGUUACAUAAUUUUUAAGAAUCAGAAUUUAACGUGGCAAGAUGCAAGGGAAAAAUGCAAACAAAAAGGUGGACAAUUGGCAUCUAUUACUUCAAGACAGGUGGAAGUGUUUCUACUGUCUCAAAUGGUUGAUGCACCUACUACAGACUUGUGGAUUGGUUUAUUUAGGUCACAGUGGAAAACUUACUGGACUGAUGGACAACCAAAGUCAUAUACCAAUUUGGGUAAUAAUCGUUGGUAUUGGUACGAUCAAAUGAAAAACUGUUUUGUGAUCAAUACCAAGCCUUUGGUUGGUAUUGGGAAAUGGAGUCAAAAGUCAUGCAAUGACACCAGUGGAUUUAUCUGUCAUCGAAAUCUUGACACAUCUCACCCAGAUUCUCCAGAACCAACAAUUUCUACUAACUACAUCAAAAUACUCAAUGAUUCCAUUAAGGUUGUUCCUCAACAAAUGAAUUGGGAUAAAGCUGCAGAGUACUGUAAAAAUGACGAUGCCCUCCUAGCUAGCCUGAGGAAUGAGUGGAUGCAAGCUUAUGUUGAGCUCAUGGCGCUGAAUCUCAAGGCUCCUCUUUGGUUUGGAUUACACAAAGUGCAGAUCAAUGGUUCUUUCAGAUAUGUUGAUGGAUGGCAUUUAAUAUUCAGUCGAUGGGGUACAAAUGAACCAAGAAAGGACAGAAGCUGUGUAUACAUGGAUGUGGAUGGAAAAUGGAAAACCGCUCACUGUAAUGAGACACUAAUGAGUGUUUGCAUGAAGUCUACAGAUGUGCUGCCAACAGAGUCAACCAUUUUUCCAGGAGUUUGCCCUCAAGACCCAGAGGCAACAAUAGAAAACAAGAACUAUAUCUGGGUACCAUUCAGGGGUUAUUGUUAUAUUUUUAUUACAGAGCAAACACACUGGAGAGAAGCAUCCACCACCUGUGUAGCACAUGGUGGAAUGCUUGCCAGCAUUGAAGAUUCCUCUGAGCAAAAAUUUCUAGAAAUUAACCUGAGAACUUUUCAAGAUGGCUUCACAUCUUUCUGGAUUGGCCUGUUUAAAAAAACAACACAAAGAGGAAUGGCUCUGGGUGGACAGAACAGCCAUGGGUUACACUAACUGGGCUGAAGGUCAACCUUUUAAUAUGAGCUUUGGAUCGCGCACAGGAGAGAUUAGUACAUCAGAUGGGACAUGGAAGGAUAUCGAAAUAUGGGAUUAUAGACCUUACAUCUGCAAGACACCAAAAGUAUUACUACCAACGCCAUCACCACCAGCCCAAACUGGAUUACCUCAUCAUCAGCGUGUCUAUAUAACCACUGCAGUUGUGUUAGUCAUUACUGGGAUUGCAGUGGUGGCAGUCACUGCUGUCUUCAUCUUUAAGAAAUUUGGUCAUCAGUUACCCGCCCCU
This is a messenger RNA of Haplochromis burtoni (Burton's mouthbrooder), 4265 nucleotides long. Its product is annotated as macrophage mannose receptor 1. The transcript is spliced from 31 exons. NCBI's taxonomy places the organism in Eukaryota, Metazoa, Chordata, Actinopteri, Cichliformes, Cichlidae. Bases 68 to 3976 code for a protein of 1302 amino acids. The record is from RefSeq and is a predicted model, not a curated record.